AUGGAGGCGUGCAAGAUUGUUGAAGGGCAAAGGUACUCUAAGAAACUGAAUGACAAGCAGGUCACCAACAUACUUAGAACUACCUGUCAACGUCCCCAGCUGAGGGAGCAAAGCAUUCGUGAGAUGGUUCUGCACAACAAGUAUGCUGAGGACAAGUUUGCUCAAGAGUUUGAAAUCAAUGUCUGCAGUGACCUGGUCUCUGUUCCAGCCCGUGUGCUGCCUCCCCCCAUGUUGAGAUAUCAUGAUUCUGGAAAGGAGAAAACUUGUGCGCCAAGUGUUGGACAGUGGAACAUGAUUAACAAGAAAAUGAUCAAUGGAGGAAUCAUAGACAACUGGGCCUGUGUGAGUUUUUCACGCAUACCUCCUGAGGAGGUACACAGGUUCUGUUGUGAUCUGAUUCAGAUGUGCAAUAUGACUGGAAUGUCUGUCAAUCCAAGGCCACUUGUAGACAACCGAUCAGCUAGCCCCAACCACAUCGAGAAUGCCUUGAGGGAUGUAUACAGGAGGACUACCGAAAUGCUUGGAAAACAGGGAAGCGAAAAACAGCUACAACUGUUAAUUGUAAUCCUACCUGAAGUCAGUGGUUCUUAUGGGAAAAUCAAGAAGGUUUGUGAGACUGACCUUGGGAUCGUGUCUCAGUGCUGCCUGCCAAGGCAUGCUGCCAGACCAAACAAGCAAUAUUUGGAGAAUGUUGCACUCAAAAUCAAUGUGAAGGUCGGAGGACGCAACACAGUUCUGGAGAGAGCUUUUGUGCGAAAUGGCAUACCGUUUGUGUCCGAAGUCCCAACAAUCAUCUUUGGUGCUGAUGUUACACACCCCCCACCUGGAGAGGACUCUGCAUCAUCAAUUGCUGCGGUGGUGGCAUCAAUGGACUGGCCAGAGAUCACCAAGUACAGCGGUCUUGUCUCUGCUCAACCACACAGGCAGGAGAUAAUUGAAGACCUCUUCAGUGUGACCAAAGAUCCACAGAGGGGUAAUGUCAAUGGUGGCAUGAUAAGGGAGUUACUGAUUGCCUCCCGCUGGAACACAGGCCGGAGGCCUGAGAGGAUACUCUUCUACAGGGAUGGCGUAAGUGAAGGCCAAUUCGGCCAUGUUCUGCUUCAUGAAAUGGACGCAAUCAGGAAGGCCUGUGCCUCUUUGGAGGAGGGGUAUAUGCCCCCAGUCACCUUUGUGAUUGUCAGGCAUCACGCCAGGCUGGAUAUCCCUGAGGUUCCUGGGAGGUGUGAUAUGACUGACAAGAGUGGGGACAUACUUCCAGGAACGUUGGCUGAUAAAUCAGAAUUUGAUUUCUACUUGUGCAACAAUGCUGGCACUCAGGGAACCAGCAGUUCAACACAUUACCAUGUUCUUUAUGAUGAGAAUCACUUCACAGCCGAUGCGCUUAAGUCGCUGACCAACGAUCUCUGCUACACGCCGCACUCGCGCAGUCUCUGUUGUGAGAGGGCCAUGUGGAGGUGCGCCAGCUCCCAAAGAUCAAGGACAACGUCAAGGACGUCAUGUUCUACUGCUGAGCUCCUGUGGAGCUGUUCCUUGUGCGUGUGUGUGAGAGAAGCCUAA
Triticum turgidum subsp. durum (durum wheat) is the source of this 1557-nucleotide messenger RNA. NCBI's taxonomy places the organism in Eukaryota, Viridiplantae, Streptophyta, Magnoliopsida, Poales, Poaceae. The record is from the annotation of a GenBank genome assembly.